This is a messenger RNA of Clonostachys solani, 2496 nucleotides long. The record is from the annotation of a GenBank genome assembly. NCBI's taxonomy places the organism in Eukaryota, Fungi, Ascomycota, Sordariomycetes, Hypocreales, Bionectriaceae.
AUGGGCCCGAACGUUGGCAACGGCAUGGGAGGGAUGGAAAUGGGCAUGCACAUGCAGGGCCAUGGCCCCAAUCAGCCACCCGCCACUGAAUACACCCUCCAGGGCGUCAUGCGCUUUCUACAGACCGAAUGGCACCGACACGAGCGGGAUAGGAACUCGUGGGAGAUCGAGAAGCAGGAGAUGAGAGGGCGGAUAGCAAAUCUCGAAGGCCAGGCGCGCCGCGCCGAUGCCACACAGCGGGCUCUGCGCAAGUACGUUUCCAUCUUGGAGAAGAAGGUGAAGGAUCAGGCCACGCAGCUCAAGGGCUCUGGGGCGACCGACGCCGCCGAUGACGAGCACAAUGACCGCGCUGCAAAGAUCCAAGAGAAACUCGCAUCUGCGGCAAGCCUACAGAAACAAGCGAUACCGGGCGUCGACGGCGUCGAGGCUGAGAAGGCCGAUGACGAAACCCAGCGGCACGAGCUCAAGACGUUCCUGGACCAGUGCCAGUCGGAGUUCAUGUAUCUAAUGAUCACUCCAGCGAACCCACACCCGCCUCGCGAAUCGCCCCCGCUACCGAUCAUGGAGGAUCUACGUGAGGUGGAAGCGUUUGGGAUGCCUGGGCCGCAGCCGAUGGAACGCCAAUACCCCCUCCAUCAACGGCCGGCGCAGAACCACGUCGGGGAGAUGGAUUCAAGGCAGCAUCAGCAACCUCAGGGACACGGCCAGCCUAUGCAGCAUGCUCCCUUGAACUUCCACCCCAAGUCCGACCUCCAGCCGCAGCCAAUGGUCCGGUCUACCAACGAGCACCAGCAACCUCUAUUCCACAACUCCAACGACUGGAACAACCCAGUGUCUGUGACAACACGACAGGUGGACGGGAACGCGUCUGACGCUGCCACCCAGGCUGCGGAAUCGCUUGCCGGGAUGGAUGAUUCUGCCGACUUCAAGGGAAAUCCGCCUCCAGUGACUGCGGAAACCGAUGGCUGGGAGUUUCCUGAGGGGACAUUUCCCGAACCUGGGAACGCCCAACCACAGUCGACCUCAAACCGGCCCGAUACUGAUGUAUUCCCCAACGCCGACAACCUCCCAAAAUCUCCCAGCCGGGGCCCAGGCUCGCACAGGAGAAAGACGUCCAUGUCUAGGAGAAGGAGUGCAGACUAUGACAACGGGAUCGGGGCAGGCCAAAAAGCCGAUGGGUUCAGCUUCAAGCUCAGGUUUGGUCUCCGAGGUCACCUGGAUACCGUCCGCACUGUCAUCUUCUCAGGCGGUGGCAGCCCCGGCGAGCCAGAGAUCUGCACUGCCGGUGAUGAUGGCAUGAUCAAGAGGUUCCAUAUCCCCCGCCUAGAUGGACACAACCCUGUUCUCGCGGGCGCUGCCUCUGACCUGGACGUGACGGCAAACUUCACGCAUCGGGGACACGUUGGAUCAGUCUUGACCCUCACUUCGUGGUGCCCCUCUCCCAACUUUGCCACCGGAGGUCGUGCCCAAGGUGACGGCUGGAUCUUCUCGGGCGGUCGAGAUUCCACCAUCCGAGUGUGGGAGCGUGGCAGGGUGGACCCCAAGGCGACAAUCGACGGCCACACUGAUGCUGUGUGGGCACUCUGUGUGCUGCCGGCGACUCUGGGCUCGGUAUUUGGCAGCUCCAGCCAGCACGGCAGCACCGAUCGCAUCCUGCUCGUGUCCGGAGCUGCAGACGGCACCGUACGGCUCUGGUCGGUCAGCGCACCCCCUCAGCUGAGUAGCCCUCAACCUGCGCCUGCUCGUGCUGCAGGCGGUCGUGGAUCCCGGGUUCGAGGAAACUCGAUGAGUUCCGGCAGCGGGUUCUCCAACACGCCCCAGCCCACGGUGGCAUCCAACUCUCCCUUCAACCACACGCUCGUGCACAGCAUCACGCGUUCAGAUGAGUCCAAGGCAAGCCCGACCUCCAUCACCCCCCUAGGCACCACCGGAGAAUCGUUUGUCGUCUCCUACUCGGACGCAGCCAUCAUCGUGUACGACACCCGCACUGGUGAGCAGAUCGGCAACAUGGACAGCAUGGAGACGUACGACGGAUCCAUCAAGACUGGCGUCAACGCCGUCGUCGCCACCACGGUCGGACUGGAUCAGGCCCAGCACCACGCCGGCACCCUGGGCGAGGAGGAGAACGGGGCCGGCGGCCCUACAGGCGGCCCCUCAAUGGCCGGGUCCGGCAUCGAGGGGACAAUCAUCUCUGGUCACGAGGAUCGCUUCGUCCGAUUCUUCGAUGCUAACAGCGGGCAAUGUACAUAUAACAUGCUGGCCCACCCCGACGCCAUCUCGAGCCUGUCACUCAGCCCCGACGGCCUGGAGCUCGUCAGCGCGGGCCACGACGCGUCCCUCCGGUUCUGGAGCCUGGAGAAGCGCUCGUGCACGCAGGAGAUGACCAGCCACCGCGUGAUGCGCGGCGAGGGGGUCUGCUCCGUCGUCUGGAGCCAGGACGGGAAGUGGGUGGUGAGCGGAGGGGGCGACGGCGUCGUCAAGGUGUUUGCGCGGUAA